Molecule: messenger RNA, 190 nt
Organism: Candidula unifasciata
Lineage: Eukaryota; Metazoa; Mollusca; Gastropoda; Stylommatophora; Geomitridae
Source: the annotation of a GenBank genome assembly
GCAUGUAUUGACAUAUACACAUCUGAUGUUGGACAGGCAUGUAUUGACACUCACACAUCUGAUGCUGGGCAGUCUUGUAUGGACACUCACACAUUUGAUGUUGGGCAGUCUCGUUCAUGUAUGGACACUCACACAUCUGAUGUUGGACAGUCAUGUAUGGACACUCACACAUCUGAUGUAGGACAGCCAU